Messenger RNA from Pieris macdunnoughi, 966 nucleotides. The record is from the annotation of a GenBank genome assembly. NCBI's taxonomy places the organism in Eukaryota, Metazoa, Arthropoda, Insecta, Lepidoptera, Pieridae.
AUGGACAUAACUCCCUUAUUUAAAGCAUGUAUAAAAACAGUAAAAACACGAAAUAAGACUUUUGGUAUUUUAAGUCCGAUUCCAGAAGAGAAGAAAGUUAUUUUGCGGCAAAAAUCUAAUAAAAAUGGUUUUAUGUUAACUGCAAAGGACAUUACUUCUCAAAUAACAAAACUAAGAGAUUUCUUGUUAGAGCAUAGAGAGAGGUAUCUAAACUACUUAAAUGACAUAUCGGAGAAUGAAAUGACGGAGUAUGAACGUGAUCAAAUAGACACAGGUGCUCAAAGAAUCAUCAAUACAUGCUCGCAUCUUAUUAAAGAAUUCAGGAGUGAUAACCGCAAAUUAGGUGUAUCACAACAGAUGCGAGAGUACAUGGAUGCAGUGAUUGAUCUUAUAGAUACUUAUUUAAAAGCAGUCUGUAAAAUACAUAGUGAAUUAAAAGCUUUUCGUGUAAAGCGAGCCUUAGAUAUGCGAAAACUCUCACGUUUAGAAGUGCCACAGAAAACAUCUUCCAUACCAAACCCUUUCACUGUUGGAGCUGAAAAAGAGAAUGAAAUUGAUUUGGAAGAAAUUGACAGUACAAAAACAAAACUUGAGCUAUCAGAGAAUGAAAUAGCAGUUUUAUCUGAUGAAGGUGAAUUAAGUGCUGAAGAGUUGCAAAUGUUUGAAUCUGAAAAUGUCCUACUCCUUAAUGAGCUAAACAGUUUGACGGAAGAAGUGAGACAAAUUGAAAGCAAAGUCUUACAUAUAGCCGAGUUGCAAGAAAUAUUUACUGAAAAGGUUUUACAACAAGAGCAGGAUAUCGAUCGCAUUGCCAAUACUGUAGUAGGAACCACAGAAACAAUGAAAGAUGCAAAUGAUCAAAUUAAGCAGGCAAUUCAAAGAAACGCAGGAUUACGAGUGUAUAUAUUAUUCUUCUUACUUGUCAUGUCCUUUACUCUUCUUUUCUUAGAUUGGUAUAAUGAUUAG